Molecule: messenger RNA, 1368 nt
Organism: Prorocentrum cordatum
Lineage: Eukaryota; Dinophyceae; Prorocentrales; Prorocentraceae
Source: the annotation of a GenBank genome assembly
AUGUUGGUCAACGCGGAGUUGAAGGGCUACGUGGUGGUACUCUGCAAUUGCCUUGUGGCAUUCCUACCAAGUCCGCAAGUCGAGGGCGGCUAUACCAUCAAGGGUGCGAAGUCGCUGAUCGAGGACGUGCUACUGGCGCUCGGGCUGCAGACAGCGAUGCCCUCAGUCGGCCAGGGGACGAAGAGCGCGGUUAAGGGGGAGGGCGACGACGAGCUUUGGAAGGCAGCAGGCCACGGCGCGUACAGGAUGCGCGUGGGGAAGUCGUUCUCACUGCCACGCCACGGGGUUGACAGGCAGCACGGAGUUGAAGUGCUUAGCCGCGCGGCGGCGCAAAUUCAGAACACAAAAGUGCAGGCGCUUGGAUUGGCGUCGCUGAUCGGCGAGUGGCACGAGAGCGUGACGCCCGCCUUUGGAAACGACAUCAGCACCGCACUCCAGAUCGCGAAGAGGAGAGGGCCAAGCAGUAUGAAACACAUCGGGAUAAGGUUCUUGGCUUUGCAGGAGUGGCGCGAGCAGAACCGCCUGGAGUUCCAAAAUAUUCACACGGACAACAGCGAAGCAGACAUACUGUCGAAGCCGAUGACCCAAGAGAAGUUCGUGAAGUUCUCCCGCAGCGUAGGUGUGGCCGGGUUGUCGGAGCACCUGCAUGCUGUUGACCUGUUGCCGGCAUCGUUGUCGAUACAGCUGGUCGAGCAGCUGGACCGCGUGGACUCCGUGCGGUGCGACGGCAGCUUGGUUUGUCGCACGUCCAGCGCGUGGUAUUCCAGGCUCGUGAUGGCAGCCGGUCCGGCGAUGAUCUUCGCCACCCGGGCGGUGAGUUUCCAGGACACGGCGCCAGGCGCGGGCGCCUUGGCGGAGCUGGGAGACUUGGGCCGCUCCGCCAGCCGGCUGCUCGGCGGGUGGGCGGAGAUGGCCGCCGACGCGGCCGCGGAGUUCUGCGUCGAGGCCGACUCGGGAGACGCCAAGUCAGCUCCGGGGAAGGGGCCCGAGCUGCUGGAGAGGCUGGACGCGCUGCGGUUGAGCCUGCGGUGUGCCCCCGCGACGCCGCAGGCGGCGGGCGAGGACGUGGAGGUCUUCGACGCCCUGCUUGGCGCCAGCGACGACGAGGGCGAGGCCUGCGAGUGCAAGGGCCCGUGGGACGCCCAGGAACAGGGGGAGCUGUCCACGCAGGACGGACGCGUCCUCGGACCGCAGCCACAGCUUCGGGAGCCCUGCGGACACGGGGUCGCCGAUAUGCCGCCGCUGGAGCCUCCAGACCUCAUCGCCUUGGACGGCCCGGCGGAUCUCCUCUCCUUCGAGCCCGUCCCGCGCGAGCCACAGGGCCUCUGGCUCGCCGCGGGAGAGGCGGGAGCCCUGAGCCUGCCGUGA